AUGACGACCUUACCGGGAACCGUUCCUCGGAUGAUGCGCCCGGCCUCCGGACAGACCUACCCCAGGAGCGGCUUCCCUCUGGAAGUUUCUACACCUUUAGGCCAAGGCCGAGUCAAUCAGUUGGGGGGCGUCUUCAUCAACGGGCGGCCUCUGCCCAACCACAUCCGGCACAAGAUCGUCGAGAUGGCUCACCACGGGAUCCGACCCUGCGUCAUCUCCCGACAGCUGCGGGUCUCCCACGGUUGCGUGUCCAAGAUCCUGUGCCGCUACCAGGAGACCGGCUCCAUCCGGCCGGGGGCCAUCGGGGGCAGCAAGCCCAGGCAGGUCGCAACACCCGACGUGGAGAAGAGAAUCGAGCAAUACAAGAGCGACAGCCCCGGAAUUUUCAGCUGGGAGAUCCGAGAUAAGCUGCUCAAGGACGGCGUGUGCGACAGGAGCAGCGUCCCCUCAGGUGAGGCGUUCGCUGUGAGUUCCAUCAGUCGAAUCCUGAGAGCUCGUUUUGGGAAGAAGGACGAGGACGAGGACGAAGAAGAGUGCUUCAAAAAGGACGAAGAGGAGGACAAGAAAACCAAGCACAGCAUCGAUGGCAUCCUGAGGGAUAAAGGCAGUCGAAUGGAUGAAGUGUCGGACGUGGAGUCGGAGCCCGAUCUGCCCCUCAAGAGGAAGCAGCGCAGGAGUCGCACCACCUUUACAGCCGAGCAGCUGGAAGAACUGGAGAAGGCUUUCGAAAGGACCCACUACCCGGAUAUUUACACGAGGGAGGAGCUGGCCCAGAUGACCAAACUCACCGAGGCGCGGGUGCAGGUGUGGUUCAGCAAUCGCAGGGCCAGAUGGCGAAAACAAGCAGGAGCCAAUCAGCUAACAGCUUUCAACCCUCUGUUGCCGAGCGGAUUUCCCCCCGCAGGGAUGCCAACACUUCCUACAUACCAACUGGCAGACUCCAGCUACUCGAGCAAUAUUUUGUCCCAAGAUGGCGGAGGUACCGUUCACCGGCCCCAACCGCUCCCUCCGUCCACCAUGCACCAGAGCGCUCUCUCUGCCAAUGACAGCUGUUCCACCUACGGGUUAGCUUCUAAUCGUCACGGGUUUUCUGGCUACUCCGACACCUUCAUGACAUCUGCGCCGAGCGGCCACGUCAACCCGGUCAACGCUGGGCUUUCCCCGCAGGUGAUGAGCAUCCUGAGUAACCCGAGCGGCGUUUCGUCCCAACCCCAGCACGACUUUUCGGUGUCGCCGCUCCACAGCAUGUUGGAAGCCCCCCCGCCCAACGCCGCGUCGGCCCCCGGCAGCCAGCGUUCCACCGAGGCCUCCAGUAAGACGGUGGACAGCCUUUCAUCUUCCCAGUCCUACUGUCCCCCAACGUACAGCGCUACCAACUACAGCGUGGACCCGGCUGUGGCUGCCGUGGGCUACCAGUACACCCAGUAUGGCCAGAGUAAGUCACGCCGGUGUCCCGGCUUAUACUUAUACUUAUACCGGCGUGAUACUCGUCGCUUACUUUUCAGCCUCAAGCUAGCGUUUGCUGACAGGAUCUCAAAGAGCAUUAUACUUGAUCCCUGUCGCAUGGAUCUGGUGAUUGUUGGUCAAAUGCAGAGUAGGGCAAGCUACCAGACUAGAGUCUCGUGGGUUAAGCUUCUUUUCCUCCGAUGUACUGUGGGGGGAAGACAGCAACCGGGCUGGAUCGUGACUAGUGAAAAUCCGGAGAUAAUUGCGCUGAAAAAAAAAAAUCGUUUUUGUAAAACCCCUGAAUUCUUGAACAGGCCUUGAUGAACCACCAAUAGCGUUUUUGGGGUUGGUUGGCUGGUUGGCUGAGAUCAUUGCUUCGAUCUCACCUCUGGUCUUCCCGUGUGAAGUUUGCAGGUUCUUCUUGUGCUUGUGUGGGUUUUGUUCAGGUACUCUGGCUUCCUCUCAGAUAAAAAAAAAAAAAAAAAAAGCUUCUGAGGUUAUUUGAAAACUGAACAUAGCUCACAGAUGUGAAUGUGAGAGUAAUUAAAAAAAAAAAAAUACUAUGUGCCCUACAACUGGCUGUUCACCAAUCCAGGGUCCACGCCAAAAUGAGAUGGGAUUGGCUUCAUGACCCUCAUUAGGACAAGCAGUAUGAAAAAUGAAUGAAUAGAUAACAUUUUGUAAAAAAAAAAGUCGAAGUAGGUUUAAAACUGAAAUAUAGUACAAAUAUUUUUCACUGACACCAACAUAGGUGAACCAUGCACAUGAAAUUAUUGUCAUCAUGGUGGUGUUUCAAGUGUUGUUUUGACAAUUAUUUCUCUUCAUUUACAAAAUGGCUAUUUUAAAAUCA
Messenger RNA from Syngnathoides biaculeatus (alligator pipefish), 2296 nucleotides. RefSeq names its product paired box protein Pax-7-like. Gene Ontology annotation, molecular function: RNA polymerase II cis-regulatory region sequence-specific DNA binding; DNA-binding transcription factor activity, RNA polymerase II-specific. Gene Ontology annotation, biological process: regulation of transcription by RNA polymerase II; anatomical structure development. NCBI's taxonomy places the organism in Eukaryota, Metazoa, Chordata, Actinopteri, Syngnathiformes, Syngnathidae. Bases 1 to 1767 code for a protein of 588 amino acids. The record is from RefSeq and is a predicted model, not a curated record. The transcript is spliced from 8 exons.